Messenger RNA from Xyrichtys novacula (pearly razorfish), 15583 nucleotides. NCBI's taxonomy places the organism in Eukaryota, Metazoa, Chordata, Actinopteri, Labriformes, Labridae. The record is from the annotation of a GenBank genome assembly.
AUGGCCAAUCUGUCGCCAGACAAACGGAGGAAGAUGGAGUCUGCACUGAACCAGUUGAAGAAACACACCGUGGUGGUGGCGGACACGGGAGAUUUUAACGGUAAAUGAAAAACCGCUCCGCUCGACUUCAUGCUAGUGUUAGCACGUUAGCAUGCUAGUUCACUGACCGGGAAGUAUCCAGGUUUAAUGUGAAUGACCGCCGUGGCGAUAUCACGCAGUUUAGUGGGCGUGAAAUGUUAACAGCAGUGCAUUCAGUCACAUCGGCUAAAGUGAGCUUGCUAACUUUUAAGCUAACCAGCGCUCUUUACAGUUUUCUGCUACCGUAAAUUUUGUAGUAAAGUUCACUAUCUGGUAAUCCACUUAGUUGUUAUUAAGGGUACCAAACUUAGUAACAGCAGCUCUGGUUUGCUACAUUAGCUCACUAACAUGGCGACUUUUCUCAUUCAACAGAGACAGCCAAACAGAGCACAAUGCUAACUUGCGUUUUUUAAGCUUGUUAAAAUAGUUUAAUAUGAAUAAUGUGGUUGUUAAAAUUGGUGGCUUGACGCUGAAUAAACACUCAAUAAGUGUUAGAUUUAAGACAUCUAGAUUUAAGACAGAUCUAAGACAGUUAGAUUUUUCCUUCCUCGUUCGUCCACUUCCCACAACAGGUGAAAGGCUCAUGUUUCUCAAUGGGUCAGAAUGAGGAACUGUGCGACAUAAUCCUGUGGCAUUAUGAUGAAAAAACCAGUUACUUCCUCACUCAGGGCCUUGCAGAGUCAGGAUGACAUGACAGAACUGGUCUGCUGCUCCUGCUGCCAGACGCCACUGUGUAAGCUGAUAAUAUUACACUCACCUGUUCCACAGUGAAGCUGGUGAAUGCUUUUAAGAGAUAGUGUCUGGACAGCACAUUAAUACAGUUAUCACAAGUACACUUUUCAUGUCAAUCCAGCAUAGUAAAAAAAAAAAAAAAUCUGAGGCACUUGAAGAGGUUAUCAUACAAAAGUUGAAAUCAAAAGGGGAAAAAAGUGACGCUUAAAAACCAACAACACAUAACACACACUGACCAGUGGCAAAAGUAUAUGCUCUGUACAAGUAUGAUCUUUGGUACACCUGUUGUAUUGGAUUGCCAAGGUGUUUUUAGCAUUAUGUCUUGGGGUUUGGGUCAUAGUACUGAUAAGCCAAUAUGUUGGGUUUUGUGAUACAAUUAUGCUGGUGCGCAAUAUCUAUUUUUAAAAAAGUGUUACAGCACUCUUAUUUUCAUAUGUCUUGCUGUAUUUCUACUUUGUAACUCCUUGUGGCUGUGCUAAAACAUUUAUCCUACAGUUUACCUGGUGCAAAGUACAGUAUGUGGCAUAUGGCAGAAUUCAGCAGAGGUAGAAAUGUGUUUUAAAUUGGUGCCUGAUCACCUCAAUAUAGUGUUCUUUCUUUUUUAUUAAUUGUGAUUAAGCCUUUUUAUAUCUACAUAAGAGCAGGUUUGCCUCCACAGAGGUCGCCAUCUUGCAUCUACAUGUUACACUGCACAGAGAAAACAAACCUAAAACAUACACAGUUUUGUAUGGCCAUGUGAAAUGUGCCAUUUGGAAGAUGAGGACAAAAUAGAGGAAUAAGAGAAGGGUGGUGGUGGUUGUUAUGCUCAGAGAAUUUGUAUUGAUAGAAGUUUUUGAUAGUGAAAUUUUCUAAGCGGAGGGACAUUUUUUGCAUGGGUUUUUGGACCGAGGCCUCUUCAAUGGGAGAGUGAGCAAGGUUGCAUUUCAGUCUAGCAUCUGAUUGUAUAACACUGCCUACUAUUCCUAUGUUUAUAUGCCGUACCUGAAAGAAUUUUUAUCCUUCAUUUACUCAUUGAUAUAUCGUAUACUCAUCUUGUAAUUUAAAAAUCUAUUGUAUUUACUUAGUUUUUUUAUAUAUAAAUAUAAAACAAAGUUCUUAGAAGGGUUAAAAUACUCAUUAAAAAAAGCUAUUUAUAUUGCAGCAGGUAGAGUGUUCGAUCGUAAUUCACCAUCCAAGAGCUUGACCAGCAAAGGCCUUGAAGCCACAAGUGGGGCUUGACUAAUUUCCAGUACAGCUGCAUUCACCAAUCCCACAGUGUGUUUCAAUGUCAUUGUGUCUUUGGAGAGACUGCACAUGAAGCAAGUAGUAAUUCUAAUAAAUUAUGCAUCUGUGAGGAGUGCCGUAUGUAAUAUCAUACGUAAAGACAUUAAAUGCAACAUGCUGGCUUACACAGUCCUAACAGUACACUGGAGUUGAGCAAGCAACAGAGCAGCUUUUACAACACACAUUCUUUGACACAUUAUUCACACUUAAGUAGAUUCAUGCUUGAAAAGAAAUAAACCACAACUUUUAACCUGACAGUGUUAAUAAAUUCACUUAACAGAAGUACGAGGGAGCUUAAAAUAAGGUUUAAAGCAUAGGGACAUAAAGUUAACAGUGCUGCUAAUUCUGACUAAAAUAAAACUCUAAAGGACCCCAAAGUUUCCCCUCAACAGCAAGUGUCUAGUGUUAAAAAUGUAAAGAUAAAACUUGAUGGACCUAGAAUAUAACCUUAAAGAGGCCUGCUUCUAAAAAUGUUUGCUUCAGUCCAGUUUGUUCAGUAGUCAUCAUUGUACAGGGUAACGGUAUCGCACUACAGCACAUGUAGACAGCGGCAGCAUUUAAGGCAGUCCAAUAGUGCUGUUGAAUAAGAGUAUGUUUAAAAGGUGUCUUUGUUUGUUUAGCUUAAAGAUUGCCUGAAAGCAAACAGUCUGUGGAUCAGGAUUCCCAAAGGCAGGUGUUUGUUACUUUACUCCCUUUUUAAAAAAAAAUAAUUUCAAGUCAAAUAUCUCACCAUUUAGGACAGUAAUACAGAAUCCAGUCAAACUUCAGAUUUUUCAUCACUUAGGUUUGUACAACACAAAGUUAACUUUGGGCUUCCUACAAGCUAAUAAAAGGAAUAAUUAAAUUUUAAAUACAUGAAGUUAAAAAAAAUCAGGAGUCAAAUUUACUGAGAAGAAAUGAUCAGUGGACUGAACCGGCCACUUUCUCUGAUUUCAUGAACAAACAGUGAGAACAGAUAUGAGAUACGAGCUUGCAGUGGAAAUUUUAAAGGUUGCCUCUGAACAAACUGAGCUGGGUGAUCACAAUUUCUCAGCCUUUUUCCUCUCAACCUCCUCCAUGUUAACAUUUUCUGCUCCCAUGCACUGAUCCAAAUAUUCAGUCAAAACAAGCCACAACUUCAGUGAAUACCUCUGUCAUUCUAGGGUCAUUUUAGAACAAACCAGUGAUAGUGAAGACAGUCACCAGACAUUUGCACAGCCACUGGCUUCCUCUUUUCAGGCUCUUUUUAGUAAAACACUUGAACUUGUGGUUUAUGCAACAUUGGUAUUUCAUGAAUGUUGUAAGAUUUCCCAAGUCUGACAGUGUGCAAGUCCAGACAUGUUAAAAUCACUUGUUUUGCAUAACUAAUGUUCGAGCUUGUCAAACAUGGCUUGACACCACUUUUGCUACAGUUGGGAGGAAAAAACGAGGGUUUGCAGGAGCACUUUGUAAGUCAGUGAAAGAGGCUGACGGAGCAGAUUUUGGGCAUGUAACUGAUACGUAUAUGUAUGAUUAUUGACAGUUUAAGGUUCCCUGUGAGGCAGAAUUUUUCACAUUUGUUCUCGGCAGAUGACAUGAGCGUAUGCAUGUGCUACUACCAUGCUCAGAUUUGUACAUUGAUGUGGCUUCAUCAGUAAGAGAAGUACAUUUUUGUUGACACUAUUAAGUUAUUGGGAAUAGAUAAACCAGUGAUUUUAGCUCAGAAGCUGCAUGACUUGAUAAAAAAAAAAGUUUUGGACAUCCAUCAAUAUUAAAAAAAAGCUCUCUUUUUGUUACAUUUGGUGUCCAAUUAAAAUUUUCUGACACAUCCUAAUGGACAUUAACCUGGUGCUUUAUCAGCAACAAUCAUGCUCUCUGUGUGCUAAAAUGUAGCUGAUUUCCUUCAAUAACCUUUUAUUUUUUUAUCCAAAUGUAUUUGGUUACCAGCUCAAACCUUUCCCAUCAUGAUUUACAUGUCCAUCUUUUAGGAGAUUAGAGUAAUGAGAACCAUCAGCUGUGUGUCCUUUUUAACUAUGAUCAGGAAUAUUCAGUCCGAGUCCCCUGACCUGCACAAUGAUGCUCUUUUUUUUGGAAGGGGGCAGAAAAAACAGAGGCAGCCUUUGUUUCUGGACUGAAUAGCUGGCAGCACAGACUGGACUCGGCUGCUCUGGUAAUGACAUAAAAACCCACAGUGCUUUCAUGAAAAGGCCUCACUGCUUAAGCUUAUCAAAUUAAUGUGCUGACCCCUCCUGUAAACUACUGCAGGAUGUUUGUAUCACAUUAGUUCUGUGGGAUGAUAAAAUAAUAAUCACAGGCCUAGUGACUCGCUCUGGUAGAUUGUAGAUCAACCUAUUUAAGGUCAAAUUGAACAAUAUUAUAAACAAUUAUUAAGCUACAAAGCUUCCAUUCUUAUUCUGGGAAAGUUGUUUGUUGGUUAUCACUAAAUCAGUGUUUUUGUUCCUCGAAGAAUGUUAAAUAUGUUGAAGUUGUGGCUGCAGCAUUUGAAUCUUUGUUUUUAUCAAUAACUGAGGCUCAUGGAUUCAGCAGCAUUUGACCAAGUUUAAUGUAAAAAUCUAAAGUAUUUUUCUAAAAGUGUUUUAAGAGUUGUUAUAUAGUUGUUCUUUAUAUCAAUAUGAAAAGACAUGUUCAUAUUUUUGUACACUAGAUGGCGCCAUUUUCUAACCUCACAGCAGCAGUGUAAUGUUGCGUCAGCAUGACUGUUGUUUCCCCUUCUCUAACGUUUAUGUCCACCUGUGCAUGAACUUGUUUAGAGCGAAGAAAAACAAGAAAAAAACUUGAUUUAUGUUCCCCAUCAAUAUAACUUGGUUAAAACUGGUUUUUCAGGGUUCCCAUGGACUUCUUGUUUAAUGUCAGUUUAGACGUCUAUGAGGAGGUGAAGAAUGGGUUACUUGUCAUAUUUGUUACAGUUAAGAAAACACUGAAGAAAAAAGAGUUAGCUGGUGGUGGGGUGAGAUUUUUGAAUACCAAGUUUACUCCCUCUGACCUCUUCUUUGUUUUGCUCUUUAUGCAGCUUGUAGAGAAGCCAAGAGAUCCUGUUUCUGUAAUUCUCUUAUCAGACAUAUUCAAGAAAUUUGCUAGAUGAAGUUGCUUUCAUGGGACAAUCAUUGACAAGUUCACAUGCAUCUACCUCGAUUGUAUUCUGGUGUUAUGUUGAUUAUAUGUCAGUAUGAAUUACAGCAGAGAAACCAGCUCAUUGCUCUGAACUAAAACACUGCUCUUUGAUCCCAUCCUGCAGCUAUUGAUGAGUACAAGCCUCAGGAUGCCACCACAAACCCCUCUCUCAUCCUGGCUGCUGCAAAGAUGCCAGCCUACCAGAACCUGGUGGAUCAAGCCAUCAAAUAUGGCAUCGCCAAGGGAGGGUAAGCAGCUGUUUUAAAAUGGAGAACCAAACCAAUAACCACAUGAUUCUGUAAAUGGCAUGACUUUCAAUGUUUGUUUCUGUUCAUCUUAAACCCUCAUUUCUAACUACUUGUCAAGGUCUAAUUGAAAACAUGAGUGUAACUGUGGUCUUCAUACUCUUGUUUUUUUAAAAAUGAUCAUUUAAGUGACUUUUAUUGGUACUUCCUGAGUAUGCAAACUAGGCCUGAACGAUAUAUCGUUUGACUAUCGUCAUCGCGAUGUACGUGUGUGCGAUAGUCACAUCGCAGAGCCUGCGAUAUUGGAGGUGAAUGAACUCAUUUAAUUUCAAGGGUAACCGACUGAGAUACACUCCAUGUGACUCUGCAUGUGCUGUGCAGCGAUCCACCAAUCGCCUUCGUCCUUAACUCAGUUGCCAAUCAGACUCACUUCUCAGUUGCCAAUAAGACUACCCUGCCAGCUGUCAAUCAAAAUCAGGGAGGAGAAAACCCACCCCUGCACAUGUUCUGCACAUGGAGGGAGACGUGUGUCCGCUGAGAAUUACUUUCGGAACUUUACUCAUGACUAUUAAGCCCAACAAAUAAGAACUGUAUGGGUUUUAAAUUGUACAUUUCCGUGGACCACUCUACUAUAAGCAGUGCGCGUUUUGCGAGGUGCAUGCAAUUCUCGGAGGACAUGCGUUUCUCGGCACAACACCGCUAACAACAACAACAACGAUCGCAAAAUGAACAACGAACAAGCGAAAACCACCGAAAAUGAAGAUUUGUUGCCAAAAAGAAAAGGAAAGUCAGUUAUCUGGAAUUAUUUCGGUUAAAAGAAGGAUGAUGUCGACCAAAACACGUCUUCUGUGUUCACCUGUUGCCACAAUAACGUCCCAGCACAAUAAAAGCUAAAAAUAUCUCUGAGACAGACAGAAGCCGUUCUACUAACAUUCACAAAAAGAGGUAAGAUCAGAGCAGAUUAACUGUCCUCAAGAUUUCAGCAGUGCAGCAUAACAUUAAGUGCUAUUCAGGUCAUCUGGUGAAAAUACUGUAUUUUUAAUAUCGCAAUAUAUAUCGCAGGGUUGAAAAAAUCGCAAUAUUAUUUUUUUCCAAUAUCGUGCAGCCUUAAUGCAAACUGCUUAAGUGUCCCUCAUUGAACAAGUCAAACUCCAUAACCUGUCAAAUUUCACAUCAUUGGUUUAUCAAGAACUUGAGGACGUGUCUUUGUGAAAAUAAAACACUUUCAGAUAAUGUCCAUUUUAAUACAGCUACAUUUUUUUUAAAUCUGGGCUUUAUUUAAACAGUUUUAUAACGUUUUCAUCUUUCUCUGUUCAGAACUGAAGAGGAGCAGGGUGCACACACCAUUGACAAGCUGUUUGUGAGUUUCGGUCUUGAGAUUCUGAAGAGGGUCCCGGGCAGAGUCUCUACUGAAGUGGAUGCCAGGUAGGAGCAAACAUCACGUCAACAUGUGCAAAUUAUGGCACUGAACAUGUUACCUAAUGACGACUGUCUGAAGCUUGUAAAACACACACGCAGGUUUUGAGGCACUUAAUUUGCAUGUAUGUGAUUUGUGAGACCAGACUCAAAAACAUAAACUGACAACGGGGACUUUUUUUUUCACCAUCUAAUCCCACAAUUAUGAAAAACCUGAGUACAGGUAUUUAUACAAGCAAGAAAGUGAGCAGCUUAAGUAAGAGCUGUGUAAGAUAGACUAGUUGCCUUGGAAAUUGAAAAUACAUGCCUGAUGAACAUUUAUGAAAAACAUAUUUGCUGGUGGACUUGAUGAAAGACAUUGGGGUUUGCACACUCAAGUGUACGUGGAGGAGACAAAGAAUUAAGUAAUGUGAGCACCAAGGUGGCAAGUUAGCUCUGCUUGGUCAAAUUAUGGUUCCCUGCCAAAAGACAUCAUUACAAUCCUUCUUCUAUCCCAGGUUUACUUAGAGAGAACGCAAAUAAUGAGGUCUUUUUAGGAAUCCUGAGUUAGGGAGGUCCUGACUAACUGCUGUGCAGGAAAACGUGAAGUUAGAAAACCCAAGGGGGCUUUGUUAAGAUGAAAGCAACGUCCUAUUUACUUUUAAUUUUCCAAAUAUUCCUGCAAUACCUCCAUGUCAACAGUGAUAUUUGCAGCAUGCUACUACGGUUGUUGUAAGGACUGAAAGUUGCAGUUUUUCUUAUUAAAGGUAAGUGUUCACUCUACAGUAACAUUGGAGGAACAUCAGUUCUCCACACUAAUGAAAAAAUAUAACCGUCUGUCUUUGACGGCUCUCAGUUCAUCAUUAUUCACUUAAUUUAGAAAAAAUAAACUGGACCUGGUUUCUGCAGAAAUGAUGCUCGUCUGAUCAGAAGUGAAAUAUUUUAAAGAACUUUUUUUGAUAUUCCUAAAAGAGCAGCUUACAGAUCGCAGUGAAUAUUUUCUUACUGAUGAAAAUAAUUCUGCAGGUGUAGCCUUGAAACGAAAGUAAUCUUUUAUUAAAGAGGAAAAAGGAAAAUGAUUUUGUAUUUGAAAUCGUUUCUUAAUGUUGAAAUGCUGAGAGGUUGUUUCUCUUUACACCUGACAGGCUUUCUUUUGAUAAAGAUGAAAUGGUUGCUAAAGCCCUGAAGCUCAUUGCUCUCUACAAAGAGGCAGGUAUCAGCAAGGACCGCGUGCUCAUCAAGCUGUCCUCUACAUGGGAGGGAAUCCAGGCUGGCAAGUAAGUUCGUUAUGUUACCUGUGGGUUGACUCACCUCCUCUUAAUUGUAUCUGUCAUAUUCUAUGUGGGGUUUAAGUGUUCUUCCAUGAUGCUGGCGGGCUUCGUAGUCUGUCAGAUAUUUGAAGAAUCUCUCAGGUACUGCAGGGUUUCUUAUGAUGUUCUUUGGUGGGGAGGGCUGUGCGACACGCCGUUUCCGUGUUAAAAUUGGUACGUGCAUAUUAUCACAUUGAAGUUUAUGAAGUGUCAAUUAACACAAGGGCCAGAAGGGGAAUUAAUUCAAAAACCUCGUGUUACAGCUGUUCAGCUGCUUGUUAAAAAAUAAGUUGCAUGCUUCUCGUUUCCUCUACUUAUUUACAAGGUAAGGAGCCCAUCUGUUUUAUAAAGAUAAUAAGUUCAGCCCUUCAGAAGACAGACGUGCAUGCAGAGUCAGUUAGGUGCACAUUGUAAGGAUACCAGAAAUAAACUCUGGAAUCAGUAUGUUUAUUUCCAUUAUCAGUUGAGCCUCGUCAUGGGUACACAUGCAGCAUACAAAGAGCAUGUCAAGGUCUAAGGCAUGAGAAAACGAUGAGAUUUGACUGUAAAAUGUUUUUAAAGAUUAAAACCUCUGCUUUUGAACAAGCUGAUGGAGGUGAUCAGUUUUUUGAUCUGCCACAUAAAGCUGCAUCAUUUCAUUACCAGCAGCUUUUAUCUCUAAAGAAGCACAUCAGCAUUGCAAAGUCAGAGCUGUUUUCUCAAGAGAAUGAUGUUUUUAUGUGAAAUACUCGACUGUAAGAUGUUAGCUUGAGACAUCACUCCACGACUAAUACACAGGAGAGACAUGGGAGAGAGUCAUUCAUGUGUGCAUCAUCUAAUAUUUAUGAAGCCUCCUAAAUGCAUCUGUGCUGUAUAAAGGUACGGCUUAUAAUGGUGUUCUUAAUGCUUAUUAUCACUCAUAAGGGCUCUUGUGAGGCUUCUUAAAUGUGCUCACGGUGCAUUAGGUGAGGUGGGUUCAGACUAUGUGUUACUGAACGAUUACAUGACAUAACUGCAAACUCAAACCAACUCAUCAAGUUAAUGAACAAAUCUCUUGUGCAACCUGUUCUCUUUCCAUUCAGUGUGAUGGUGUGAGAGUUGGUGGCAGUAUGUAAAACAUAAUGUAAAGUGUUCAGGAGGUGAAGACGGUAGACGUCAGUUCUUAUAUCACAAAAAAGCGUAACAUGUGUAUGGUCCUGUAAGGAUUACUCGCAGCAGCAGAUGCACACAAGAAUACUAAAAGCUUUGUGCAGAGCUCUAUUAUUUUUUAGGCACUUGCAUUGGUUAAAACAGCCUUGUUUGAUAUUCAAAUAAAUCCUCCUUUUAUUGGAUCUUUACCCAUGAAUCAGGAUCCAGACCAGAUCAUCUUGUUGAGGAGAGAUGCUCACUCAUACAUUUGAAGUCACGAGGGUCUUCAUGAUUGUUUUAUGCAGGUGCUGGAAUGUUGUCAUCUUUUAUGAGGCCCAAAACCGUCAAAACACCUUUUGUUAUUCCCUGACAACUUUUCAAGCACAUGUUCAUGACACCUGCGCAGUGCCGGUGUUAAACAUGUGCUGUCACUGUGCGUGAACACUGUUACAGUCAACACCUCUGAGUGGUUGUUCACAAAGUUAGAUAGCUGAUUUCAGUGCUUUUGAUAAAAAAACAAAAAAUGACAGAUGGUUUUAAAUUCAGAGAUAGAUACAGUUCCUGUUAGUCUGCUUUUCAAAACUAUUAAUGUGGAUCCGUGACGCAUGUUCAUAAAAAACACAGAUUUUCAGUGAUAUGUGUUAACAAUAACACACAUUUCCCUGAAAAAUCUGAGUUUAAUUACAGACUCACAGGUCUGAAAAUCUACUGGGAUUCACCCUGUAACAUUGCAAACUGCCCUGCGUCAAUUGGAUUUCAUAUAUUCAAUUUUAAAAUAUCAUCAAGAGAGAACUGAGUCAAUAACAGGUGGUUUGUUUCCUAUCUUUUGAAGGCUAUGGUUUAAAAAGAACCAAUCAAAUGAAUAGGUAAGCAUAUUACUGUUUGCCAAUAGAAAUAAAUGUUGUACUUUUUAUUUAGGGAGCUGGAGGAGAAGCAUGGCAUUCACUGCAACAUGACCCUGCUGUUCUCCUUCGCUCAGGCUGUAGCCUGUGCAGAAGCAAAGGUGACUCUUAUCUCACCCUUCGUUGGACGCAUCCUUGACUGGUACAAGGAGAACACAGACCGCAAAAGCUAUGAGCCACAUGAAGACCCAGGUACUGAGCCUUUGUUUUGUGUCAUGAAACUAACCUUUUUAUACACGCUUCAGUGAUAAAGGGGGCUGUCUGAUUUGGUGGGUUCUUGUUUAAAACAAGUGAUUCUGCAACUUUGACUUGCAAUCUCUGGUGACUGAAGCAAAACAUUCAAUUUAUGUUGUUUUUAACUUAUUCAUUGAUUUUUUGAGAGCCCCUGUUUACACCUGGAUGAUUUGGAGUGUCUGCUCAAAGCCGGCAUCUAAGUGCGACUCCAAUAAAGAUGUAAUUCAGUCACCUUCAUCAUCCGUCACCUGACAGAAAAUCAACUGAUAAAAUCUUAGGAGAGAGAGAGAGAGAAAUAAAGCUGAUAAAUCUCAAGAGACAGGCCUUGAUGUCAAAAGCACUCUGCAGAGGCCAUAGUGUAGUGAUUUCAGACAAAACAAUGCUACUCUGUCAGUUCUUGCGUUUAUAUCAGUGCUACAUGUAAACAGAUAGUUCUCAUGUUGAACUUUAUUCUCCUUUAGGAACUUGAGUUGUUUUUUGCACGUGUUUCUAGGCGUUGCUUUGUCAGAUGUGCACCUGUUGCAGAUCAAAAUGUCAUUACUUUAUCUUCUUUAGGUGUUCUCACGUCAGCUCAUAUUGAUGUGAUGUAAAAAAAUGCACAAGGGCUGAGCAGGGUAAAAUCCCUGGAAGUGUUAGGGAGAAAAUUUUUGCCUUUACACAUGCAGUCACCCUCUAAAUUUUGGGGAGUUUUGUGUGAGAACAACACAGAUGAUCAUAUAAUAUAGCAAAGGACAUAUCAAUCAAUCAAUCAAUCAAUCAAAUUUUAUUUAUAUAGCGCCAAUUCACAACAGUCGUCAUCUCAAGACGCUUUUCAAGGAACAAGAGCAGGUCUGGACCACGCUCAUUGUUUGAUGAUCAAGAACCAACCUAAGAUGGGUUUUGGCCCAUCUCAACUAACAUGAGUUACAGUGGCAAGGAAAAACUUCCUUUUAACAGGCAGAAACCUUGGGCAGGACCAGCCUCAUGCUAGACAGCCACCAUGCCGCUGCUGGGUUGGGGAGGAAUGUAGAGAGAAGAGGGGAGAGGGGGAGAGGACAGGGGGAGGGAGAGAGACAGGAGGCAGCAGGAACAACAGCAACAACAACAACAGCUCAUGUAAUGGUGAAACAAAAAGAAGUUCAGUUUACAGGUUUAGGAUAUGAGUGAUAAUGGACAAUGUUGAAUUAAUUGAGUGCGAUUACAGUUAGCAGGCUUAAUCGUAGUCAGUUCUAUUUUGUAUUAUUAAUGUCAAUAAUGACAGUGAGGCUGAUGUUCAUGUCUGCAGUAACAGUAACAAGUAACAUAUAUGUCCACACUACCCAAUGAAUGUGGACAAAUGCAUUCCAAACCAGCUUCCAUGUGUCCAUCAGGACUGCAUCUCAGUUCCUCUAGGUUGGGUUAAAUCCGGUGAAUGGACCUGCACAAUGCUGAUUGAAUCUGUCCCGUGUUAGUGGCACGUGUUAGUGGCACGUGUAUACAGGACCUGAGUUUUGUGUUUUUGAAAAAAAAAGAUGUCAGUGUGUGUCUCAUAACCUUCACAAUAUCUUUUGCAAUAUCUUUAUGGUUUCUGUGUGUUGUCAUGUAAAUCAUAAAUGUCAUAAAAAGGAAUUUUGUCCCUGAAAGCAGUCACGAGUUGAAAUUCAAAAUUGUCAAAGUACUAAGGUGGUUCUGGGAGCAAAACAGUCCCUCAACUAGAGAAGCACAUAUCACAUCAGACAUAAUUCAUACAGCGCUCUUCAUACAAUGACAAUGCAACACAAAGGGCUGUAUUUAAAAAUAAAAGGAAAAAUAAUCACAAAUUUAAAAUUCAUAAAUGAGUGAAAAAAAUAGAUACAAAAACUUAGCAAACUGAGGGAACAUCAUCGUAAUGGCUUAAAGAGGAAACACUGGAGGUAGAAUAAAAUGUUAAAUGUUAAGAGUAAAAACAAAAGAACAUUAGAACCGUAUAAAAUUACAGAAUCAAUAAAUAUAAGAUGAUAUAAGAUAUGGUGUAAGAAUGAAUUUAAAAAACAUUAAAUUAAAAUAAAAUCGGUCAACUAUUAUUUGGUCGCUACAAUGAAAUCAAAUUUAGUUAAAAGCCAGACUAAAAAGGUGGGUCUUGAGUUUGCUUUUAAAAACAUGGACACUCUGCGCUGCCCUCAGGUCUUCAGGUAGGCUGCUCCACAGACGUGGUUUAUAUAAUAAGAAAAAGCUGCCUCACUGUGAGUCUUGGUAUGUACUAUAGGUAUAUACUUGGUAUGUAAUACGGUUAGAAAGGUAUAAAUUAGUCCUUGAUCAUCAGGAGACACAAUAAUUAAUAUAAAGCUGUUUGUCAUCUGCAUAGCUACUGAAACUGAUGCUGAACCUCUUAUUGACAUUGCCAAAUGGUGACAUGUAUAAAGGUUAAAAAGCAUAGGACCUAAAAUUGAACCCUGGGGAAAACCACAGUUCAUUUUGUAGUGUCUAGAUGAGAAUUCACUCAUACUCACCUGAAAUUCCCUUUCAGUAAGGUAAGAUUCAAACCAGUUAAAAACUGAAAAUGCCAAGACUAUGUUCUUACAGCAGCUCCCUGAACCCUUUACUACAUUACAAACCUGCCUCUUUUCUAGUCCCUCCAUUCAGCCUUUUUUUAUACCUGCAGGAUACAUAUAUUUUUUUGGCUCAAGGCCUGAGUCUACUUACCUUUAGGCUGGUCAGUUAGUUGGAAUUUAAAAGUCUGUUAAAAUGAUUUGGAAAUGAGUCACCUCAGAACGCCCACACGCAUGAGUUCAGGAGCCUUUUGCCUACUUAGAAAUGAUCUCCAAAGAUUUAAAAAUGAAGGCAUCGUGGCACUUCUAGAGAGUUUUCAUCACCUCAUUCACCAACCGUAAAAACAUUUCUGAAACAUUUUUCUUGCAAAAACCUCCAACUCAGUGGUUCUCAAAUUAAAACUUCUGCCCUCCUCUUUCUGCAGGCGUGUUGAGCGUGACCAAGAUUUUCAACUACUAUAAGAAGUUUGGCUACAACACGGUGGUGAUGGGCGCCUCCUUCAGAAACACAGGGCAGGUGAAGGCUCUGGCAGGCUGUGAUCUGCUCACCAUCUCACCCGGGCUGCUGGCAGAGCUCAGCCAGGACCACAGCGCUGUCACAGAGAUGCUCAGUGUGGAGAAAGGUAAUUGUCUGUGAGGCAGCAGGUGCCUUUGUGUGAACUGGUUGAACUGCAGCUGGUGUUGAUGCAGACAUUUUUUCUCUGACACCAGUUAUUAAAAUGUCUCAUCACACUGCAUCAGGAGAGAUAAUAGUGUUUUUUUAGUGGCUGUUCUCAAGGUUUAGUGGAGGGUACUCAGACACAUAAAAUAAAGAUCAAAUUUGAUAACAAAAUGGAAUUUAAAUCAUGGAUUAUAUAACAACGUAGAGCUGUUGUACAGACGUGCUUGUAGUGUAGAUGUAAUCGCGAUUUGAUGAGCCUGUUGUACAUUCAGUUACCAUGUGUCAUCUCUUUUUAUGAGGGAGUAAGACUGAAUGUUUGUUGAACCUAAUCUCCCAAAACCAACUCUGUAAAUGAGUUUAGAACCUGUAGGUGAGGGACAAGUUUUGGUUUCUGAACUGUUCUGGUUCCAAUGAUCCAAACAGUUCUAUGUUCCUGUAGGCUUUGGUUGUGUGCAGGAAAACCAAAAGAGAGCAAAACAGGUGCAACCCAUACACUUCCAUAAACCCCAGAACCCAUCAGCUGACGAUUAUUAAACCUUUUCUUUACCACUGCACACAGACAUCUGCGUUAAGCUGCAUUAACCAACAAUCAGGCCAGACAUCACUCUGCGCAAACUCACUCCUCACGUCUUGAGUUACAGAUCAGAGAAAUGACCAUCACACUUAGGAGGAAGUUUUGAUUCAUUAUACCCUACUCUUUUGAAUAUAUAUGUAAAAAAAAAAACCCUGGCAAGACAAGAAGCUCUGAAAAAAGUCAUCCAGUGGGUUUUGGUAUGUUUUAAUGAAGUGAAAGCCUGAGGCAAAGACAGUCUUGCAUAAAAGUCUUGUUGUCUGAGUUUGUCUCCCGAAGUAAUGUAUAUCAGCAGUGAUUGAUUUGUCCAUGAAAACACACACACAAAAAAUGAUCAAAGGGUAAAUUAUGCAAAAGUUAAAAAAGUUAGUAAAGCAGUUUUUUUUCUUCAAUGUAAAAAUGAUUCACCCUGGACAGUUUAACAAAAAUCCCCCCCUGUGAUUUGCAUCUAGCACUGCAUGUCAGCAUUACAUCAAAUUGGACUUCAAGUAGUAUGCAGCACUUACUCAUGGCUUCUGUUUGUCCAGAUUUUUGCUUGCAUUGUACUUGCACUCAGAUUUGUGUUGCUUUGGGGCGUCCGUUAAAGGAAGUUAUAAUACUACUACAACAACCCUGGCAGUAUUUUGGAAGCAGUCCUGUUUGUAUAAAGAUUCAUACCAGAUAUGCUGUAAAAUUAGGUGUGAAUGAACUGCAAUGAUAUAUCAGUGUUAUAUUGUUUUAUCCAAAAGAUGGUGCUUGAAAAAGCAAGCGACCUCCACUGCGCAGAGCAUGCUGGUUACAUAGUGACAUCCAGUAGGGUGCCACUGACACUUUGUUUAUUCUCUCCUUGGGUCACCAAAAAUGCGUUAAAGAAAACGUUUGUAUACUUUGAGGAAAUGAACCCUGUGACAUGCUGGUUUAAUUAAGUGGAUUCCUCAAAUUAAGACAUGUGACCAACAGACAUAAGUGACACGAGUCUCUGCAAAUUAGUCACAGGCACUUUGACCAUCCAUGCUGACCUCAAAUACCUAACACGUGUCUAGGAGGAUCCCAAACUCCUUUCAUAGAUAGUACUAGAAAGGGCCACACAAAUACAGUGAAACUGCAUGUUGUGGACUUUGCUUAACACACUGGAGGUCCUCACACAGUCCCUUGGGGGGGCUCCAUAAACCAGACAUCUCAUAUCCUGGAAAAACUGGAGAUCUUUGCAUUUAUGUCCACCUUGAACUUGCGUACUUUUUCCAGCUCAGGGCUGUAAUCUGGAGAAGGUGCACAUGGAUGAGAAGACUUUCCGCUGGGAGCACAACGAGGAUCGCAUGGCUGUGGAGAAACUGUCUGACGGCAUCAGGAAGUUUGCUGCCGACGCCAUCAAGCUGGAGACCAUGAUCAAAGUAAGAGUUUAGUUCUGUGCGUUUGUGUUUGCUUUUUUUGUCCAUUACAGCUUCAGAUUGCUCGCUGAUCUUUCUGUGCUAACUUUUUCUUCUUUUUCUACCACAGGAAAAGAUGCUCAACGUGAAAAAUGGCAAGUAG